Panicum hallii is the source of this 1039-nucleotide messenger RNA. RefSeq lists its product as uncharacterized. Gene Ontology annotation, biological process: response to stress. Bases 118 to 837 code for a protein of 239 amino acids. The record is from RefSeq and is a predicted model, not a curated record. The transcript is spliced from 5 exons. Lineage: Eukaryota; Viridiplantae; Streptophyta; Magnoliopsida; Poales; Poaceae. Gene Ontology annotation, cellular component: mitochondrion.
CCCUGCAGCAUCCCUCCUCGCAUCUCAAACAGAUCACCAGAGAGAAGAGAGAACUCCUCGAGAGAGAUACAGAGAAAGAGCUAGCGCGGAGUUAAAGAGAGAGCUGCUGCUUCUUCCAUGGAGAGAGUUGCAUCAAGCUGCGUCGGCCUCCUGGCUCAAAGGAGGGCCUACUCCGUGGCCGCGGCCAUGGCGAAGGGAGCCGGGCAGAGGGCCGACGAGAAGAAGGCGGCGGCGGCUGCGGCGGCCAAGCGCGUGAUGCUGGGCAAGAAGGAAGUGAACACCGCUGCUGCCGCGGCGGAGGAGAAGACGGCGUGGGUGCCGGACCCGGCGACCGGGUACUACCGCCCGGCGGGUGGCGCCAAGGAGGUGGACGCGGCGGAGCUGCGCGCCAAGCUGCUCACGCAGGCCAUGUGGACUGCCGACUACACAAUGGCUGUUUUCUUUUUGUUUGGCUCAGAACCGGGUUGUUGUACAAGAGCAGACACUGCCACCGUGCAACAGAAUCCAGGGAGCUCAGUACCAUCAGAUGCUUGGGCUACUCCGGGUUCCAUGGAGAGAGUCGCAUCAAGCUGCGCCCGCUUCGUGUCGCAAAGGAGGGGAUACUCCGUCUCCGUGGCCGCGGCCGUGGUGAGGGGACCCGGGCGGAUGGCCGUGGAGAAGGUGGUCAAGCGCGUGACGGGCAAGGAGGUGAUGAACGCGGCGGCUUCGGCCCCGGCGGAGAAGACACCGUGGGUGCCGGACCCCGUCACCGGCUACUACCGCCCGGCGGGCGGCGCCAAGGAGGUUGACGCGGUGGACCUGCGCGCCGUGCUGCUUCCGCAGAGGGUCGCCAACUAACUGACCGGUUGCUCCAUCAGUUCAAAUGGCUUAGCUUGCAUUGCUGAGAUCUCCAUGCGCUCGCUGACGGCCGGGCAACGAGCCAACGAGGCCUAGAGCAUGAGGGUGCUGUGUCUUUGAGGCAUCAUAUAGUUUGGAGACUUUGGCGAGUGCUCCACGUACCGUAUGAGCUAUACAAGACGUCCAUUUCUGUUACGUCCUA